GAUUAUUAACUUCUUAUUUUGGUUAUACUUGGUUAACUAAGCCUAGUGAACAACAACCAAGGGAACAUGUUUAUUAUGCUGAUUUUAAAAUCCAUUAUGAAACCCAAAUUAGAAAAUAUGGUCAAAAUAGUCUUUUAAUGACUUUUAGGGUUUAUCCUUUUGUGGCUUUUCAAAGUGAACAUGACAGGGGUUUGUUAGUAGAUGGAUUGCUUUUCACAGAUUCUUAUUUUGGAAGUUUAACUGAACAACAACUUAAUAGUUUAGGGCAGACCUUAUUAAAUGAAAAAAUUAAGUUUAUUGGAAACAUGAAAGAGGAAGUGUUAUUUUAUGAUACUACUCUUAAAACCUAUGAGACUAUUCCCUUAACCCAGGCUAAGGCUAAAAGGGCAGAACAAAGUUAUCCCAAAAAUGGGACUUGUGUAAGAAAGAAUGAGACUUCUUGGAUUGAUAACUUUGGUAAAACUAGGGAAGAAAUAAAAGAGUUAAAUAUAGAUGAAAAAGGCUUAGAAGGAGGAUUAGAUCUUUCUGAUUUUAAGAAUUUAGAGAAAUUAUUUUGCUCUUAUAAUUGCCUUACUAAUCUAAAUGUAAAUAAUUCAGAGUUAAAGGAACUUGAAUGUUUUAAUAAUUACCUUACUCAGAUAACUUAUCCUACUAAUCUAGAACAAAUAACUUAUUUAAAUAUAAGUGAUAACAAUCUAAAUCCCUCUGACCUUUCUAUUUUUAAAGCAGGAUUUAGUAAAGAACAAACCAAAGAAAUCUUUGAAAAAGGAAGCCAAGCAGGAAAAAUGAAGAAGAGUUUAAAGAGUGAAGAGAUAGUUAUAAAAAUUUUGGAACCUGUAAAGAAUGUAAUCAGCCCAAUACUAGUUCAGACUGAUGUCAAUCUUGUAAUGCUAAACAUUUUCGGCAAGACUUUGAAGUUUACUGAAAUUGAAAAAGUAAAAGAGUUAGAAACUGUUAGUUCUGAACUUCAAACUUUAUAUCUAAAACAAGAGAAACUAAACAAAUCCAAGUUCAAACAGUUAACUAACAAAGGCAAAAUAAAGAAAAUAGAACAAAAAAUAGAGGCUUUGGUAAAGUGGAAAAAGCCAAAUGAAAAGGAGGUUCCAUUUAUAGAUGAGAUAAUGAAAAAAAGGAGUGAGGAAGAAGUAGAGAUUAUGAUUAUAAAAAUAGCAAAUACAAAGACUACAAAACAAAGUUCAGUUAGUCAGAUGGUUCCUUGUUAUGGUAUAUCUCGAGAUAAAGAAGAUAAUGAACCAAAUAAUAGACCUAGUGCUAGGGAAGUAAGUGGAGUAGUAGGAGAAUGGAUUGAUGAAAUUUAUUCAAAAAAAGACACCCAAUUCUACCACCAAUAUAAAGAAACCGAAGAAUAUAAUACUUGCCAAGCAUUAACUAAACUUUAUCGGCAAUAUCGAGAUGAAUUAUAUUCUAAAUUUUGCCAGAAAAAUAAUUAUGAUGAAGGAGCAGCAGCAAACGAAGAAUUUAGGAGACUACUACUCUCCCUAUUUCCUCAACCAGAUGUAAAAGUCAAUAAAGAAACACAAAAGUUCUUUAUGACCAUCAACCAACAAUUAUUAAAUAAACUCAAACAAAUAGAAGGAUUAAUCUUAGAACCAAGCCAAUUAAGUCCUGAGGAGAAGAAAAUAAAAGCAACAGACAGUCCUUUAAUCAAGGCCAUCAAAUCAAGGUUCAAACCUGAAACAGCCGAAAAGGAAACUCAAACUGAAAUAUCCCUUACAGAAAUUAAACAAAUGGAACAGGAUGGGGAGAUUUAA
Molecule: messenger RNA, 1772 nt
Organism: Scutellospora calospora
Lineage: Eukaryota; Fungi; Glomeromycota; Glomeromycetes; Diversisporales; Gigasporaceae
Source: the annotation of a GenBank genome assembly